AUGUUGUCUAGGGUUUGGGAAUCUGAGUCUUCGUCUUCUGCUGCUGCUGCUAGAUUGAUCGGUACGAGAUUGGUUCAUCGUCGCGUCGCGCAGAAAGGUUCAAUUGGUUAUCAUCCUGACAUUAUUACUUACGGAACAAUUGUGAAUGGAAUGUGUAAGGUCGGUGACACUGUCUCGAUCUUAAUGCUGCUCAAGACCUUUUCAGGAGAUGAUUUCUCAAGGUGUGUGCUUGAUAUCGUAACUCUUAACAUUUUGCUGGAAGGUCUCUGCAAUCAUGGGAAAGUAGAAAAGGCAUUGGAAAUGUUCAAGGUUAUGCAGAAGAGUAAGAUGGAUCUGAAUACUGCUGUUUAUAACAUCAUCAUCAUGGAAUGUGCAAGGAUAGUAAGGUGGACGAAGCAUGGGACUUAUUCACUAGUCUUCCCAUCGAUGGGAGAUGCUCCGAAAGGUGUAGUCCCUAAUACUAUCACCUAUAACUCGAUGGUAGAGGGGCUUUGCAAGCAGAGUCGCCUAGAUGAGGCGAAACAGAUGAUUGAUUCGAUGGCUAGCGAGGGCUGCUCUCCAGACGUGGUGACAUUUAAUACACUUAUUAAUGGCUACUGCAAGGCAGGAAGGGUUGAUAAUAGCUGGAGCUUUUCCGAGAGAUGCAUCUAA
This is a messenger RNA of Microthlaspi erraticum, 651 nucleotides long. Lineage: Eukaryota; Viridiplantae; Streptophyta; Magnoliopsida; Brassicales; Brassicaceae. The record is from the annotation of a GenBank genome assembly.